GCCGACGAUGCACCGGUACAUCAGCACCAAGGUGCUGCUGGCCGAGGGGCGCGAGACCCCCUUCGCCGAGCACUGCCGCAACUACGAGAGCACCUACCGGGCGCUGCAGCUGGAGAUCCAGGGCCUGAAGGACCAGGUGCAGGAGCUGCACCGCGACCUCACCAAGCACCACUCGCUCAUCAAGACGGAGAUCAUGAGCGAGAUCCUGCAGAAGUCCCUGCAGAUGGACGUGCAGAUCGCCGCUCACUACUCCGCUGUGGAGAUGAUGCGCAGCGUCUUCGAGGAGGUCUGGGAGGAGACGUACCAGCGGGUGGCAAACGAGCAGGAGAUCUACGAAGCCCAGCUCCACGACCUGCUGCAGCUGCGGCAGGAGAACAGCUGCCUGACCACCAUCACCAAGCAGAUCGCGCCCUACGUCCGCUCCAUCGCCAAGGUGAAGGAGCGGCUGCAACCCAGGCUGCAGGAGCCCCGGGAGCCCAAGGAGGAACAGGCACAGAUGCUGCUCAAGGUCUGCGACGACAGCGAAGCGGCACCAAGGGACACCUCGCCAGGCAGCAGGGAGGGGCCUCCGGCCAGCCCCGGGGAGGGCUGCACCCCCAGAGACCCCCCACCAAAAAGCAAAGAGUGCCGCAGGGGCCAGCCAAGCGGGGCCGAGAGCGCGGCCCAGCAGGAGCUGGCACCGUAGAGCCGCUCGGCGUCUGCAGCGCAUCAAAACCCUGCCUUGGGGUGACCCCGUUCCUCUGGAAAAAUAAUUGUACUCUCCCUCUGGUGUGUUAGAAGUGAAAUAAAAAGGGCACA
Molecule: messenger RNA, 798 nt
Organism: Athene cunicularia (burrowing owl)
Lineage: Eukaryota; Metazoa; Chordata; Aves; Strigiformes; Strigidae
Gene: RNF207
Product: ring finger protein 207
Exons: 6
Coding region: 8-685 (225 amino acids)
Biological process (GO): regulation of heart looping; regulation of cardiac muscle contraction
Cellular component (GO): perinuclear region of cytoplasm
Molecular function (GO): transmembrane transporter binding; Hsp70 protein binding
Source: RefSeq, a predicted model, not a curated record